Molecule: messenger RNA, 1183 nt
Organism: Seriola dumerili (greater amberjack)
Lineage: Eukaryota; Metazoa; Chordata; Actinopteri; Carangiformes; Carangidae
Product: dual specificity protein phosphatase 18-like
Exons: 1
Coding region: 122-670 (182 amino acids)
Biological process (GO): protein dephosphorylation
Molecular function (GO): MAP kinase tyrosine/serine/threonine phosphatase activity
Source: RefSeq, a predicted model, not a curated record
ACAGCGUAUGCGCUCAUACAAGUUUGGCCUUCCUGAGUUGCCUUAGAAGUGUCAAUACCUCUCGCUGUCCAGACAUCCGGGAUAUUUUCAACAUUUAGCGGCGGUAAAUUUCUUGCUGUCUAUGCAUCGGUCGGGUCUUGCAGGUCUCUCAGGCCUGUGUGAAGUCACUGAUCAUCUUUAUCUGAGUAACGCCAGCGCGGCCAGUGAUUCCGCUCAGGUGAUUCGCCAUGACAUAACCUGCGUCAUCAACGUUACCGAGACCAGGAGCCGCUGCCCUGCUCCUCCUCCCGGUGUGGAGUACAUCCACAUCCCGGUAGCAGACUCCCCGGUGACUCCUCUCGGAGAUCACUUCGACGAGGUGGCAGAUAAAAUAAAGCUCGUUGCAGAGCGCGGAGGCCGCACUUUGGUGCACUGCAACGCCGGUGUGAGCCGCUCCGCCGCACUGUGCAUGGCCUAUCUGAUGAAGCACCGCGGUGUGACUCUCCUGGAGGCCCACAGGGGGGUGAGGACCUGUCGACCCAUAGUGAGGCCGAAUAAUGGCUUCUGGAAGCAGCUUAUCCGGUAUGAGAUGGAGCUUCGAGGAUGCAACUCUGUCCGAAUGACCACCUCCUCCAUUGGAGAGAUACCAGACAUUUAUGAAGAGCAGGCCAGGAAUAUGAUGCCAGUGUGAGGACCUUAUCUUACUGCACUACUUGAUGUGUGGGGGAGUGGGACAUUGUUUCACAGUGGUGAUAUGUACAGUGGCAUAACCAUAAAAUGAUGUUUAUUCAUUGAAAGAAAACAGUGUUUUCCCUCCUGACUUAUUAGAUAGAUAGAUAGAUAGAUAGAUAGAUAGAUGCUUUACUUAUCCCCUAGGGUAAAUUCAUGUAUUAUGGGCAGAGUUGGAAUUUAAAACACAUUUACUCAAGCACUGUACUGUACUUUAUACUAUUAAGUAAAUUUCAGAGGAAAAUGUUGUACUUUUUACUUGACUACAUUCAUUUGACAACAUAAUUAGUUGGGACCCCUUGUUAAGUUUGAGAUGGCUAAGUUAACUGUUACAUCAAAGAGGGAUUUCAUUUCCAACUUAGGUGGUUUCAUUAAAUCACCGUUUGAUGCUUAAAGAGAAAAUUAUUAUAAUAUUUGACAAAAAAGAUUCCUCAUUAAUCAUCUCACCGACCAUUAGAUUUAUCUUGUGACCCUU